Messenger RNA from Emiliania huxleyi CCMP1516, 705 nucleotides. RefSeq lists its product as hypothetical. Lineage: Eukaryota; Haptophyta; Isochrysidales; Noelaerhabdaceae. The coding region runs from base 1 to 705 and encodes 234 amino acids. The transcript is spliced from 2 exons. The record is from RefSeq and is a predicted model, not a curated record. Gene Ontology annotation, molecular function: coenzyme A diphosphatase activity.
AUGCGAUUCGUCGAGGCGCUGCGGAGAAACGGCGUCCACGGUCGCCGGCGCGACGCUUCGCCUGGCCGAAGAGCGGCCAUCGCCGCCGUCUUCCGCACGCACCAGGGGCGGGAGCAGGUCCUCUUCAUCCGGCGCGCCGUCAACCCUCGGGACCCGUGGAGUGGCAACGUCGCUCUGCCCGGCGGCCGGCAGGACGCGGCCGACGGCGGCGAUGACGAGGCGACUGCGAUUCGCGAGACGCUCGAGGAGACUGGCCUCGACCUGCGGACGCCGCACUGGGAACGGCUUGGCCGGCUUGUCGAGGACCGGAUCGCCGGAGGCGGGCCAAAGUCGCUGGCGGUGGCCAUGUACGGCUUCGCGGCCCGCUCCGAGGGCGGCGAGUCCCACGUCGCGCUGACGCUGCAGCCGACCGAAGUCGCCGCCGCCUGGUGGUACGAGCUCUGGGGCCUGACGCUCGCCUUCUUCUCGGACCUGCUCCGCGCGAGCUCCGCGGGCCAGCCACUGGUCGGGGAGGGUGCGCCGCCCGCCUUUGCGAGAGCCUUCACCGCCUCGGCACAGAGCCCGGUGGCGCGGUCCGCGGCCUGGCUGCUCGAGAGCGUGCGCCUGCGCGGAGCGAGGAGAACGGCGCUGACCCUGGCCGGCGCCUCGACCAUGCUCUUGGCCGCGGCCGUCAGCGUCGGCAUCGCAGUGGCGCGCUUGAAAUGA